GUGGGACCCCCCGACGGGCUGCCCGCGGUUCGUGUCUGUCCUGCCCAGGCGGCGGCCACUGGAGACGGCUCCAGCACACCCCCCCGCCACGGGAGGUAAAUUCCUGCCAGCGCCAGGCAGAGUUGUCGGCUCCGCGGUGAGCCCACCUGCUGCCACCUCUGUGUUUUUAAAAGCAGAUACAAAGAAGUAAAGAGAUUUGCUGGAUGGUCAGAGUAAAAGGAAAAUAGUAACGGAGCUCACCAGUAACAACUGUUCUGAGUCUCCUUCCCCUUUGCUUUAUGCAGGUGAAGCCUCUGGGAAAGCCCUGUCACGGAGGAGCCCCAGGGGACCCCUGGCCGUCAGCCAUGGCUGUACCUAUCGCGGUUCUUGACUGCGACCUCUUGCUCUAUGGCCGCGGACACAGGACUUUGGACCGCUUCAAGCUGGAGGAUGUCACGGACGAAUAUCUAGUAUCCACGUACGGCUUUCCCCGACAAUUCAUUUACUACCUGGUGGAUCUUCUGGGUGCCACUCUCUCACGCCCUACGCAGCGGUCCAGGGCCAUCAGUCCGGAGACACAAAUACUUGCUGCGUUGGGUUUCUAUACCUCUGGCUCCUUCCAGACUCGCAUGGGGGAUGCCAUUGGCAUUAGUCAAGCCUCCAUGAGCCGUUGUGUUGCCAAUGUAACCGAGGCAUUGGUGGAAAGAGCCUCACAGUUUAUUCACUUUCCUGAGGAUGAAGCUACUGUGCAGAGCCUAAAGGACGACUUUUAUGGGCUGGCAGGCAUGCCGGGAGUGCUCGGGGUGGUUGACUGCACCCAUGUGGCAAUCAAAGCACCAAAUGCUGAGGACCUUUCCUAUGUGAACCGAAAGGGUCUCCAUUCCCUGAACUGCCUGAUGGUGUGUGAUGCCAGAGGAGUCCUCCUCAGUGCAGAAACGCACUGGCCAGGCAGCCUGCCCGACUGCACAGUGUUAGAGCAGGCAGCCCUCACAAGCCAUUUUGAAACUGAGCUACGUAAAGAUGGCUGGCUACUUGGUGACAGCUCCUUCUUACUGCGGACAUGGUUGAUGACCCCUCUGCAUAUCCCCGAGACACCUGCGGAAUACCGGUACAACAUGGCCCAUUCUGCCACUCACAACAUCAUCGAGCGGACGUUCAGAACCAUUCGGUCGCGUUUCCGCUGCCUGGAUGGGUCCAAAGGCACCCUGCAGUAUUCUCCAGAGAAAUCCAGCCACAUCAUUCUGGCCUGCUGUGUGCUUCACAACAUCUCCCUGGAACACGGGCUGGACGUGUGGUCUUCGCCAGCCACAGGACACAUGGAACAGCCGGAAGAAGAGUAUGAGCAAAUGGAAUCAGUGGACUCGGAAGCCUGUCGUAUUCGUCAGGAACUUUUACUUACUCAUUUUAGCUAAUGAGUAGAAAGCCUUAGAAAAGGCUUCUAACAGUUCAUCUGGGAAGUUAUCCACAGCAGAUAUGCCCCUUCGUCUUCUUUAGUAAGACGAAGUCAGUAAAGACCAAGCAGAUGUGAGACAAGGAGAAAUUUUACACUCUUCAUUUCAGGCAAAUUUUUGAACUUCUCUCAGUUUCGUCAGAGAUGCAAUUUAAUUGUUAAAGUCUUACUGUUGUGAUACUUAGAGGCUCCCCUUUUACCUGACUUAGAGAACAAUGACUAAUGUGACAUCAGUGGAGAAAUUUGGGAAGUUGGCUUUGAUAAUGAUGAAAAAUAUGUAAACCUUGCACUUUUUUACAAAGCAACAAUUCUAUGCUACUGUGUAACCCAAAACACUUAUGACUGAUUUUUAAACAGCAUUUCACACAAAUUAAAAUUCCAUGUGAAUUCAUGUCUACCACGAAUUCAUGAGCAGAAAAGCAAACAUUUAUCUUUUUAUUUGCAGGUAUAAAUUCUUGCUAAAUACCAUUUUGCUGUUUUGCAGAUCUCACAAAACCCAAUAAUUUCUCUGAAAGCUGAACUGUGUUCUGGGGAGGGUCUGGCUUUUUGCUUGCACAUAUCUAGAGAGUCAAGAAGAGUUGAAUGUUUCUUCUUUCCCAGACAGGCUGGAGAAGACAUUAAGCUAUGGUUGACUGUCAGGUACUUAACAGACAUCAGGACAUAGGCAGGUGAAUGUUAAGAGUCUCAUUUUUACUAGGUAUGUCUGCUGCAACAGGAGACUUGUCAUCUUGUUGACUGCUGUAAAAGAAAUGUCAAGGACUGACUGGGUCACAGAAAUUGAACUGAUUGCAAAACUUCUUCUUUUAGAUCAAGCUGAGGUACAGAAAGGCUGCUCUAGCGCUGCUGGCAAUCUACCUCUUCAGUGGAAUGAGAUGACUGAUGCACACUGUUGUUGCUGGCACAAGGCCGGGCAGUUUCCUGGCAACCUUCUCCUUCUAAAAGACUCAAGUGUUCCCAAGGAUCUCAUGACAGCAGUCUGAGAAAAUUUUGUUUCUUACAUUUUAUUGUUUGUUGGGCAGUAGAUGAAACAAAACAAUGGGGAAUGCAGAAUGCUAAAAAAUUGUAGCUGCUUAACGUAGCAGUGCAAACACCUGGCACAGCAGGUCUGUCCUUUUAGAGGAAAUGAGCCUGGAUCAUGCCCCACAUUUGAAGACUACAAGAGUAUGGGACGUAUUUUGAAGUGCAGAAUGGAGAAGCAGGAUUAGAUACAGUCUGCCAAGUUUGCAAUGGCAGUAAGCAUUUUCUGUCUUACAGAAAACCAAGCAUGCUUUAUGAUGUGUAAGCAAGAUGUUUUCAGAAGCCUUGAUGAGAGCUGUAAAAUGUACAACAAUCUGAGAUGUAAUUCUAUUUUCUUUACAUACCUUCCCAUGACAUAUCAUAUAGGAACUACUCUCGGUCACUGCGGUGAAACUCCUGCUCCUUUUAGCUAGGAAGAAGCAGACGAGCAUUGUUUUCUAAAAAAAUAAAAAAGGCAUUUUUAAGGUAA
This is a messenger RNA of Corapipo altera (White-ruffed manakin), 2915 nucleotides long. It is a transcript of the gene HARBI1, whose product is annotated as harbinger transposase derived 1. The transcript has 2 exons. Lineage: Eukaryota; Metazoa; Chordata; Aves; Passeriformes; Pipridae. Bases 279 to 1391 code for a protein of 370 amino acids. The record is from RefSeq and is a predicted model, not a curated record.